Molecule: messenger RNA, 1236 nt
Organism: Colletotrichum fioriniae
Lineage: Eukaryota; Fungi; Ascomycota; Sordariomycetes; Glomerellales; Glomerellaceae
Product: Feruloyl esterase
Source: RefSeq, a predicted model, not a curated record
AUGAACGGAUGCAUCAAAUAUGGCGACCUCAACUAUGGGGCCACACACCAAUUCGCCACAAUUGGCACCAACAACGGCCAUGACGGAACGUCCGGUGCCCCGUUCCUCAACAAUCCCGGAGUGAUUGAGGAUUACGUCUACCGUGCUGUACACCUUGAAGCUCAGUUAGGCAAAGAGAUUGCUCAACAAUACUACGGCAAAGAGCACACUAAGUCAUACUAUCUGGGCUGCUCUACAGGUGGUAGACAGGGGUUCAAGGAGGCCCAGAGCUUUCCGGAAGACUACGACGGCAUUGUUGCCGGUGCUCCUGCUUUCGACCUGAUUGCACUUAUGUAUUGGACCGGCCAGUUGUUCCUCAAGACAGGGACCAAUGAGACUUCACGGUUUCUCUCUCCCGCGGAGUGGGAACUGGUAUAUGCCGAUAUCUUGAAGCAGUGCGAUGGAUUGGAUGGCCUUGAAGACGGCAUUAUUGAAGACCCGAGCUUGUGUCAAUACCGACCCGAAGGCCUCAUCUGCGCCGAGAACUCCACUGAUGGUUGUCUGAGCGGAGAGCAAGCAGCUACUGUGCGAGCCGUCUUCUCUCCAGUUUACGGGCUGGAUGGUCAGUACAUUUUCCCGCGGCUGCAACCAGGAUCCAACGCGACUGCACGACUUCUCAACGGCCAGCCCCAUCAAUAUCCCUUGGACUGGUGGCGAUACGUCGUAUACAACGAUAUGGAAUGGGAUCUCUCAACAAUGACCCCGGAGGAUUACGCUGUCGCAUCGAAACAAGACCCGUGGAAGGUGUCGACAUGGGAAGGUGACUUAUCCGCCGCCAAGGAUCGUGGAGUCAAAGUCCUGCAUUAUCACGGUAUGCAAGACAAUGCAAUCAGCAGUGACAAUUCUGAGAGGUACUACAAACACGUGUCACGAACCAUGAACCUCCCUUCAAAAGAAUUGGAUGAAUUCUAUCGGUAUUUCCGGAUCUCUGGUAUGGCGCACUGCCGCGACGGCACUGGAGCCAGCAUGAUUGGCGGUAACCCUGAGACUUUCGCCUCCUACGACCCAGAUGCAAAUGUAUUGGCGGCAAUUGUCCGCUGGGUUGAGGAGGGUGUCGCACCCAAUUUCAUUCUUGGUAGCCGCUUGACGGCCUCCGGGGAGAUAGAUCUGCAGAGGAAGCAUUGUAAAUAUCCCAGACGGAAUGUGUUCAAGGGACAGGGAGAUCCCACAAAGCCGGAUGGUUGGGAAUGCGUUUAG